GCAGGGCACAGGAACUUCCUGGUGGCUGCUCCAGGAGUCCUGUUCACUUGGCUUUCAAUGUAGCAGGAGAUUGCCUACUGGGAUAACAAGGCUGUAACUAAAAGAAGAGCCAUGGCUUUGGAAGAUGGGAUUCAGGCUGAGGACGUCAGAGGUGCCCUCAGUGAACUCUCGAUUCUUCAAGUAUAGGAAGGCAAGUUGGGCAGCCAUGGAGAGGGGCAAUGACACCAUCCAGGCCCUUGCCAUGCCACCCACCACCUGUGUCUACCGGGAGGAUUUCAAGCGGCUGCUGCUACCCCCUGUGUAUUCAGUGGUAUUGGUGGCUGGUCUGCCACUGAACAUCUGUGUCAUCACCCAGAUCUGUGCAUCCCGCCGGGCCCUGACUCGGUCUGCAGUGUACACCCUGAACCUGGCCCUGGCCGACCUGCUGUAUGCUUGCUCCCUACCCCUACUCAUCUACAACUAUGCCCAAGGGGACCAUUGGCCUUUCGGAGACCUCACCUGCCGUCUGGUUCGCUUCCUCUUCUAUGCCAACCUACACGGCAGUAUCCUGUUCCUCACCUGCAUCAGUUUCCAGCGCUAUCUGGGCAUCUGCCAUCCCCUGGCCCCCUGGCACAAGCGUGGGGGCCGCCGGGCUGCCUGGGUGGUGUGUGGAGCUGUGUGGCUGGCUGUGACAGCUCAGUGCUUGCCCACAGCGGUCUUUGCUGCCACCGGCAUCCAACGGAACCGCACUGUCUGCUACGAUCUGAGCCCACCCAUCCUGGCCACUCGCUACCUGCCCUAUGGCAUGGCCCUCACUGUCAUCGGCUUCCUGUUGCCCUUCACAGCCUUGCUGGCAUGCUACUGUCGCAUGGCCCAGCGCCUAUGCCGCCAGGAUGGCCCGUCAGGACGGGUGGCCCAGGAGCGGCGCAGCAAGGCGGCCCGCAUGGCGGUGGUGGUGGCAGCUGUCUUUGCCAUCAGCUUCCUGCCUUUCCACAUCACCAAGACAGCCUACUUGGCCGUGCGCUCCACACCGGGUGUCUCCUGCCCGGUGCUGGAGGCCUUUGCUGCUGCCUACAAAGGCACGCGGCCUUUUGCCAGCGCCAACAGCGUCCUGGACCCCAUCCUCUUCUACUUCACCCAGCAGAAGUUCCGCAGGCAACCCCAUGAGCUCCUACAGAAACUCACAGCCAAGUGGCAGCGGCAGAAGCACUGAAGCCACAGGGCAAGGCCUGGGACAGCCAACAGGCAGUGGUCUGUUUGCCAUUGAGGCCAGGGAGCCAGAAAGCCCUCCUUCAACCACAAAGAGAUGCAAAAGUCCGCCCAACAGGCCUGGGCCUGGGUCUCCAGAAGUUCCCAGUCAGCCAUGAAGUUAGGACAACCGGGUUUUGGAGAAGGAGAGUUCACACCUGUAAUCCCAACACUCAGGAUGUUGAAGCAGGAGGAUGGCUAAAUUCCAAGCCAACCUGGUGGUAAAACCCUGUCUCAGAAAAAUCUCAGAAAAUUCAAGGGCUUGGGACCAGCUGUAGUGGAGCACACAUUUAAUCCCAGCACUCAGCAGACAGAGGCAGGCAGAUCUCUGUGAGACCGA
This is a messenger RNA of Nannospalax galili (Upper Galilee mountains blind mole rat), 1567 nucleotides long. It is a transcript of the gene P2ry6, whose product is annotated as pyrimidinergic receptor P2Y6. The coding region runs from base 125 to 1192 and encodes 355 amino acids. NCBI's taxonomy places the organism in Eukaryota, Metazoa, Chordata, Mammalia, Rodentia, Spalacidae. Gene Ontology annotation, cellular component: plasma membrane. The record is from RefSeq and is a predicted model, not a curated record. The transcript has 3 exons. Gene Ontology annotation, molecular function: G protein-coupled UDP receptor activity; G protein-coupled UTP receptor activity; G protein-coupled ADP receptor activity. Gene Ontology annotation, biological process: cellular response to pyrimidine ribonucleotide; G protein-coupled receptor signaling pathway.